AUGGCAAAUUGCGCCUUGAUUGAUAUUCCAUCCGCGUGUGCUCGUCGCGGGUACCUCUCAACUAUUGGAGUUGUGAUCGAUGUUUUGCCGCCUUUCCAGACCAAGGGAUCAUCAACAUGUGUGACCUUCACGCUGAAGGACUCCUUGUUCGAUCAGCCUCACUGGGCUGGAGGUCUGAAGAUCAAGUAUUUCAAUGACCAUCCCGAUGCGCUACCGGUUGUUCAGGUCGAUGAUGUUGUUCUCUUGAGAGGGAUUCGUGUCACUUCAUACAAUGAUAAACCUACUGGAGUAGCUUCUCAACAUGACACAGUUGAGUGGGCAGUAUUUCGAUCAGAUCCAGACCCUAACUCCAUUCCAACGAUCCUCACGGGCCCGACUCCUUUUCCGUUGAAGCCGGCAGAGGAACAAGCAGCCCGGAGACUACUUGAUGGCGCCCCAAGGCAAGCUUCAAAUACUUCAAACAAUGUUGCGCGACAGAUGCCUCUGUCGCAGCAACGCUCCCAGGUUGUUCAAGCAUUCAUGGCGCCCACGACAACCAAGAGUGGUUUGCCCUUGCGACUCAUUCGGGAUCUUCAGCCCGGCCCGUUUGUCCAAAUUCUUGGACAGGUUGUGAAAAUCAAUAACUUUGAUAGCGAGAGAUGCAUUUUGCACUUGACCGAUUAUACUUCAAACGAGGCUUUGGUCGAAAUCGAAGAAGACCGAGAUGAAGAUAUGGGCGUUGACGGCGAUAGCUUCGGCUACCUGUCCAGGAAAAGAAAGAAUUGGCCUGGUCCAUGGGGAAAGAUGACCAUCCAGGCUGUCUUGUGGGAGCCACAUGCCACUUAUGCUCGAUCGCACGUCAAGGAAGGGCAGAUCGUAUUACUGACUUACACACGAAUCAAGCCUGCAAGCUACACAGGUCUGGAGGCUGUAGUUCACCAAGACAAGCGAUACCCCGCCAAGACUCAUGUCAAGGUCGUCGCUGAUACUGACGACCUCGCGCAAGAUCUUAUGACCCGGCGAAAGGCUUACUGGAAGAUACACGGGAAGCCAAGCAACAACACAGCGAAUGUUUCUAACAAGAAGAAAAAGAGGACAGAAGCAAAGAAGCAGCUCGAACAGCGGAAAACAGAAGCCCCAAAAGCGUUGUCAUUGCCCGCGGCUCGGAGAGGAACGAAUCCACACAUCAAGACAAGAGCAUACAAUGUGCCCGUUCGAUCAGUAGAAAGAGUCCUCGCGGCCGAGUCACAUCAAAAUGAGAUACCUGGCGGUAUUAUUUAUCAACUGCCGUUCCAGAACGUUUACUAUCAAAUUGAGGUCCGCGUGGUUGACUUCUUCCCUCCGCGGCUGGAGGAUUUUGCGGUGCAAGUACCCAUGCACUCCAUUGUAGCGCCCGGUGACAGCACCCAUCAGCGUGGUGAACAUCAACGCCUGGAGUGGGAAUGGCGAUUCUGUCUGCUCGUGGAAGGAACGGAGCCCUCGGGCUCAAAAGACGAACCUCGACCUACGAUGAAGAUUUACGUGACAGGUGCGGAAGCCGAUCAUUUGCUCAGUAUUGAUGCCGCAGACCUUCACAACGACCAUAUGAAGUUGCACGAGCUUCGGGAAAAGCUGUUCUUACUUUGGGGCGAUCUCGAAGAGCUCAAGAUGAAGCACGAGGCUUCGGCGAAGACCAACGCAUAUCGGGUUCCCUCGAAGCCAUCUUCAGUACCCUUCAAAUGCAGCAUCAAGGAGUACGGUGUGCCUUGCAGCCACCCCCAUAUUGUCAAACCCCAGUCCCAGGACAAGCUUCCUGGGCGAGGUUGCAGCGAACCGAAUUGCUUUGGUUGGGAGAGGAGGUUCGCUUUGUUUGGCACAGCAAUUCAUACCUGA
Messenger RNA from Penicillium diatomitis, 1851 nucleotides. RefSeq lists its product as uncharacterized. Gene Ontology annotation, biological process: regulation of telomere maintenance via telomerase; telomere capping. Gene Ontology annotation, molecular function: telomerase inhibitor activity; G-rich strand telomeric DNA binding. The record is from RefSeq and is a predicted model, not a curated record. Lineage: Eukaryota; Fungi; Ascomycota; Eurotiomycetes; Eurotiales; Aspergillaceae. The transcript is spliced from 4 exons. Gene Ontology annotation, cellular component: chromosome, telomeric region; nuclear telomere cap complex. Bases 1 to 1851 code for a protein of 616 amino acids.